Messenger RNA from Aedes aegypti (yellow fever mosquito), 2049 nucleotides. It is a transcript of the gene Ndfip, whose product is annotated as NEDD4 family-interacting protein 1. The record is from RefSeq and is a predicted model, not a curated record. The transcript has 2 exons. Gene Ontology annotation, cellular component: endoplasmic reticulum; perinuclear region of cytoplasm; Golgi apparatus. Gene Ontology annotation, biological process: metal ion transport; vacuolar transport; positive regulation of protein ubiquitination. Bases 442 to 1128 code for a protein of 228 amino acids. NCBI's taxonomy places the organism in Eukaryota, Metazoa, Arthropoda, Insecta, Diptera, Culicidae. Gene Ontology annotation, molecular function: WW domain binding.
UUCUCACUUUCUUCGCUGGCUGGCUGACUGACUGGCGACUCGAAGCGAAUUUCCCCAUCAAAACGGAAUGCACAAAGAGGAAAGAAAAGCAAAACAGCGAGCUACGUGAAAAAAGUGAUCAGCUCGACCAUCGCUCAGUAAAAAAUCGUGAAUAUUUUGGAUUGUGUCUUUGGGAAAUCGAUUUUUCCAAGUGAAGGUUGUUUUUUGUCGUGGAAAGUGUUGUCCUAUACUAUCUGCUGCUGCAUUUUUCCAUCACGGUGUGCGAAGGAAAGGAAAAUUUGUCGGAGGUGGAAAACCUUGAUGCGUCAUAACAGCACUUGGAGGAAAAAGGGAUAAUCGCCAGUGUUUGUGUUUUUCAUCGAGUAGGACUAAGGGAGCAGAAAUUAAAAUCGUUAUAGCGAUUGUCUUUUUGAACAGGAAAGAUCUCGUCACUACCCCAAAAUGCCUCCGGCCAACAACAACAACAACAGUAACAACGAUGAUUUGCCCCCGCCCAAGGCAGACUUCAGCGCACCGCCACCGUACGAGGCCACGGAUAGCGAUCAGUAUGCUCAGCCGACCCAUCCGGAAAUGACCACAAAACUACCGACCUACGAAGAGGUCCAGAUGGAGAAGAUGAUCAAUCACGAGCUGCCGAUUCCGCCGGGGGCAAACGGUCACAUGCCACCUCCACCGCCUAGUAUUACCGGACUCCCAAUGGGACCAGUCGGACGAACCACGGGAGGUCCUAACGGGGGCCCGGCCGUGACAUUCAUCGCUAUAGACACAGAUGGUGAAAACAUCAACGCCGACAACAGUCUCCUCGGGACGGACAUUGUAUUCGUAACAGCAUUUCUGGUAGCGUUCCUGUUCAAUUGGAUCGGUUUUCUGAUGCUGACAUGCUUCUGCCACACGAUUGCCGCCCGUUACGGUGCCCUCUCUGGGUUCGGUUUAUCUCUGGCAAAGUGGACAUUGAUCGUCAAGCAUUCGACCGACUUCGCUUCGCACGAAAAUUCAUGGCUUUGGUGGCUCAUCAUGGCCUUUGGUUUCCUGAUCUGUGUGCGCGCUCUUGUGCAAUACAUCAGUAUCAAACGAACAUGGCGACUACUCUCGACAUCUGCUCAAGAGCGACUUCUGUUCUUCUACUGAGUUUCGUGUAUGGCUUAAAUAAGCACAUCUACAUUUGGAACAUUCACCUAUAUUAACUUGUUCUCCAAAACGAGGCUCCCAGUCGCUGGAUGAAUGUGUCAGGGUCAUCCGACAAGCAAGCUUACAAUCAAACAUGAAAGCAGAUGAGCGUUUUAAAAAGAAAUACUUUUUGUGAUACGUCAAUCACCUCCGUUUAUGCAGUGGAAUCGUUCCGGAAGAAGAUAGAUAUAACUAAUUUUAAAACACCACGAAACACCUGAAAACAUUCCCCCCACGUUAUUGUUCAUUAUUCUGAGACCGUAACCAUUAUGCAAAUGUCUGACCACGCUUAUUCCCGGGGAGUAGUGUGCUAUCAAUAGUUAUUCGUUGUUUUAUCAGAUAAAAAAAAUACUAAAUUAGGAUGCCAUUCGAGGGGACUUACUAUUCAACUCGCAAGCAGUGCAAUCAGAUUCGCAUGUGUGGUUUGAUUUGCAUUUUAGUCAGAAUCCAAUUUUUGUUCAAUUUAUUGUUGAUUACGUUUGCAACAAAUAGGUCGAUUUUUGCUGCUACUUAAACAAACAAUUCACCACCGCAAGAGUAACUGAGAGACCAGUGUUGUAGAUUUCCUCCCUUUUUGAAAUUGGGCCAAGUUCAUGUAGUAUGCAGUGUUAUCGUCGAAUAAAAUAGUGUUGAACAUUAAUCACGUCUAUAUGUAUUAGAUAAAAUCAAUUUAGAUUAUGUGCCUGGAUAAGAUAAACCUCGAUAUGAAUAUAUUCGAACCAUCGUGUAUUAGUCUGCACGAAAAUCCGAAUGAUUAUCUGAACCGGAUGAAGAUAGUUGAAGUUGUGAGAGAGUAUAGGGCACCAAGAGCAACCGAAAGGAUCUUAUAUGUAUGCGUAUACGCAUGCCUAUGUAUAUGUAUGCGAGUGCAUCGAGAGAAAA